CGGGAUUGGGCAGCGGGCAGAUAGCGUAACACCCCCCUCCUCCUCCUCCUGCGUGUGGAGAAUUGCGUUAAAGCAGAAAAGGAAAGGCCUGCGCUUUACCCACUAUCACAGGAUUAUUUUUUUAUUUCCCUCCUUUUCUUUCCCCCCCCAGAUUAAAAAACGAGGAGACGUCGCUGGCUGGUGUAUGUGUUUAGAAUGGGACACGCUGAAGGUCCAGUCAAAGAAAAAGACAGUUAAGGAUGCAGGAGCCCAACAAUGGAUUUCUCCUUCUCUUUCAUGCAAGGGAUCAUGGGAAAUACAAUUCAGCAACCCCCUCAGCUCAUUGACUCAGCCAACAUCAGACAGGAAGGCACCUGCGACACCGGCAGUGACCCGGGCGAGGAUGGUGGUCCCUCCUAUGAUGCUGCCCUGGAUGCAGAGUUCUCCUACCCGCCGUCAGCCUCGGAGGACAUGCAGCAGGUCUCUAAUGGCUUCCCGCCUGGCCUGGGCAUAUACGAGCCGCAGGCCAAGUUUUCCAUGUACUCGCAGUUCCCCAACGGCUCGGCGAAUGGCUACGGGGCCAUACGGAGCUAUGGAGACCAUGGUCUCCUGCCCGGGGAGGGGACUGUCCUGAGAGGCCCAGGUCUCCAGGAGAGGCCUUUGUCUCCUGUGUCUCCGCCGCUGCCCACACAUCACCCGCACCUCCACCACCACCAUCAUCUCCCCCAUCAUCACCACCACGCACACCACUUCCACUCAAACCCACCUCAUAUACAAACACUCCCGCACCCACAGAGUCCCCCGCCACCGCCACUGCCCUUACAGCACCACCUGUCCCAGACGCCUCACAUCAUGACCCACACUCUCCCCUCCCCUCCAUUACACCUGCCUUCCUCCAGUCCUCCCCCCUCACUUGUGGACAGUACCCCCUCAUCUCAGCCCACCCACACCCCGUCCAACACCCCUGGUGGGGUGCUGAAGAAAACCAGCUCUCCAGAGAUCAAGCUAAAGAUCAUAAAGACGUAUCAGAACGGAAAAGAGCUGUUCGAAUCUGCGCUGUGUGGAGACCUACUGCAAGAGCUGCAGAGCGAGUCUCAGAGGAACGAUUCUACUCCGAUGCAGCGCAGACAUGAGAGGAAGAAGGAGAAGCGGAAAAAGAGUGCAAGGCUGCAGCUGCAGGUCCAGGAACAGAGCCUGGACGAGAGCCCAACACAGGCAGGUACCACGGACCAGACAGAGGACACCCACGUCCAAUCCCCGCCGAGAGAAACACCCCCAGCCCAGACAAAGAAGCCUCAGAAGACGGUUAUCAAAACUGAACCAAAGACUCCAAAGGUUCCGAAGGUCCAUCAUCCAUCAGUAAUCCAAGAGACGGGCUUCUGUAAGGAGUUUUUGAUAGGAGAUCUGGUGUGGUCCAAAGUGGGCACCUACCCCUGGUGGCCCUGCAUGAUCUCAUCUGACCCACAGAUGAAGGUCCACACUCGCAUCAACACCAGGGGUCACAGGGAGUAUCACGUCCAAUUCUUUGGCAGUGUCGCUGAGCGAGCGUGGAUCCAUGAGAAGAGGAUCGUCAUGUACCAAGGGAAGCAACAAUUUGAGGAACUUCAGGCCGAUACUCUGCGCAAGACCACGAACCUUGUAGAGAAAAGUAAACUUCUGAAGCCUAUCCCUCAGCGGGAGCGUUCUCAGUGGGAGGUAGGUGUGGGCCACGCCGAGGAUGCCUUCCUGAUGACGCGGCAGGCGCGAAUUGACAACUACACCUUCAUCUAUGUUGACCCCGAUCCCAGUGAAGGCCCGUCAAGCAGAAAACCCACUGUCAGGGCAGAGAAACGAAAUCGGCGCUCGAGCGGGUCAAUCAGUAAGAAGGAAGGAGGAGGAGUGAAGUCACCAGACAGAGAGCAGCCACCGAGAAGGCAGCUGCCGCGCAGACAGUGUAGUGUUUCAAACACAGAUGACAACACAAACUCCCAGGCCUCAAAUGAAGAGAAGAACCAGAGGGGGGACCAGCGUAAGACCAGCUCCCCGAAACAGAACGCUGAUUGUGAUGCACAAACACGGCAGGACUCUCCACCACCAGUUCGGGCCUGGAAAACAGCAGCGGCCAGAAAGCUGCUGCCUCUUUCCAUCACCAUGAAGAGGCUGAAUGUGGAGAUCACAAAGUGUGACUGGCCUCUCUUGCAGAAAAAAGCAGUUCCAUCCCCAAAAAGAGACAACGAAGAGGAGAAGGAGGAGAGAGUGGAGAGGGAGGCCAGGCAGCCUGACCUGGGAUACUGCUCUCCUGAGGACAGCAGAGCUAAACCUGAGCCGAGUCCAGAGGAAGAGGAAGACGGAGACGAAGGGGAGGAAGAGGGAGAAGGAGAAGAGGAGAGGAGAGGCUCCCCCGCCAGUCGGAGGAGUGAGGAGGGAGGAAUGCAGCAGACCUCCUCUCCUGGGUCCCACCACAGUAGUCCACAUGGUUCUCAGGAGAGAAAGCUGCAGCGACGGUCCGUCAGGAGCAGGUCUGAGUCCGAGAGAGGCAGUGAUCCCGUUCCCAAGAAGAAGACCAAAAAGGAACAGGCGGAGAUGGCUCCUGAAACCACACUUAGGACAGGUUCACAGAAAGGAGCCAGUGAGAUCUCAGAUGCCUGCAAGCCCCUCAAGAAGCGAAGCAGAGCGUCAACAGAUGUGGAGAUGGCUUCAUCUCAGUACAGAGACACCUCUGAUUCCGACUCCAGAGGUCUCAAUGAUCCACAGGGUUUAUUCGGGAAGAGCCUCGAUAGUCCGGCAGCAGCAGAUGCAGACGCCUCAGAUACUCAGUCUGUAGACUCCGGGUUAUCUCGUCAGGACAGCAGCACCGGCAAGAGAGACACUGUCUGCCAGAUCUGUGAGGUGUAUGGAGAAGGUUUGGUGGUGUGUGAAGGUGACUGCAACAGACAGUUUCACCUGGAGUGUCUCGGGCUGACGUCCCUUCAUGAAGGCAGAUUCACGUGUUUGGAAUGUAGGAAUGGCAAUCAUCCGUGUUUCAGCUGUAAAACAGCAGGCCAGGAGGUGACGCGGUGCUCUGUGUUGGGAUGCGGUUGUUACUACCACGAGGAUUGUGUCCGUAAACUCCCGGGCACCACCAGCAGUCCGGGUGGAGGCUUCUGCUGCCCACAGCAUAGUUGCUCUACCUGCUGCCUGGAGAGAGACGUGCAAAGAGCUAGUAAAGGUCGUCUGAUGCGUUGCAUACGCUGUCCGUCGGCCUAUCACACGGGAGACAGCUGCGUGGCAGCGGGUAGCGUCGCCCUCACCCAUCACAUCAUGAUCUGCAGCAGCCAUGGCAGCGCCAAGAGGAACGGCCUCCUCACCUCACCUGUCAACGUGGGCUGGUGCUUCCUGUGUGCCCGAGGGCUGUUAGUGCAAGACCUUACUGACACCAUAUUAAGUUCAUAUGCCUAUAAGUCCCACUACCUUCUGACUGAGUCAAAUCGUGCUGAGUUGAAAUUACCUAUGAUUCCCUCUCCUUCGUCAGCUACCAAAAAGAAUGUUGGGAAAGGAGGCAAGUUGCUGUGCUGCGACUCUUGCCCAGCUUCCUUCCACCCGGAGUGUUUGGAGAUCGAGAUGCCGGAGGGAGCGUGGUCCUGCAGUGAUUGCAGGGCAGGGAAGAAACCUCACUACAAACAAAUUGUCUGGGUUAAGCUCGGCAACUACAGGUGGUGGCCUGCAGAAAUCUGCAACCCUCGCUUGGUGCCAUCAAACAUUCAGAGCCUGCGCCACGAUAUUGGUGACUUCCCCGUCUUCUUCUUUGGCUCCCACGACUACUACUGGAUCAACCAGGGCCGCGUCUUCCCCUACGUGGAGAAUGACAAGAACUUUGUCUCUGGUCAGAUCAACAUCAACAAAACCUUCAAGAAAGCUCUGGAAGAAGCAGCUCGGCGGUUUCAGGAGCUCAAGGCACAGAGGGAGAGCAGGGAGGCUUUAGAGCAAGAACGCAACUCUCGCAAACCUCCACCAUACAAAUGUAUCAAGUCCAACAAACCCGUGGGGAAAGUGCAGAUGCACGUAGCUGACCUGUCAGAAAUCCCGCGAUGCAACUGUAGACCAACAGAUGAGCAUCCUUGCAGUCUUGAUUCCCAGUGUCUCAACCGCAUGCUGCAGUACGAGUGUCACCCACAGGUGUGUCCUGCAGGAGACAACUGUGAGAACCAGUGUUUCACGAAGCGACUGUAUGCAGAGACAGAAGUGAUAAAGACGGACGGCCGUGGCUGGGGCCUCAGGGCAAACCAGGCUCUCAGAAAGGGUGACUUAGUGACCGAGUACGUGGGGGAGGUGAUAGACUCAGAGGAGUGCCAGCAGCGAAUCAAACGUGCUCAUGAAAAUCACGUGAGCAACUUCUACAUGCUCACCCUCACCAAGGAUCGUGUGAUCGACGCCGGCCCAAAGGGGAACUCGUCUCGGUUUAUGAACCACAGCUGCAGCCCGAACUGUGAAACCCAGAAGUGGACGGUGAGUGGGGACGUUCGCAUCGGACUCUUCACGCUUUGUGAUGUAGAUGCUGGCACAGAGCUGACGUUCAACUACAACCUGCACUGUGUGGGCAACAGGAGAACAUCCUGUCACUGUGGAUCAGACAACUGCUCUGGAUUCUUGGGGGUGCAGCCGACGAGUGCCGUGGUGAUGGAAAAAGAGGAGAAGGCCAGGAACGCCAAGUUGAAGCCGAAGAAGCGGAAGCUGCGGCCGGAGGGGAAACACACACACGAGUACUUCUGUUUUUGUUGUGGAGAAGGAGGAGAGCUGGUGAUGUGUGACAGAAAGGACUGUCCGAAAUCGUACCACCUGCUGUGUCUCAACCUCACCAAGCCGCCAUACGGACGCUGGGAAUGUCCUUGGCAUGACUGCAGUGUUUGUGGCUCGUCAGCCUCGUCUCUCUGUGAUUUCUGCCCUCGCUCAUUCUGCCGGGACCACGAGGCAGGGGCGUUCACCGCCUCUUCCCUGGAAGGCCGCCCCUGUUGCUCCAGUCACAACCCCCUCAGUCCCUUGGGCUCCAACUCCAACUCGACCCAGCAGCGCCACUCUGCUUUGAGCCCCGUCAGGGUCAAAGAGGAACCAGAGCCAGAGACGGGCCAACAGUCCGCAGAGUGACGCCGCAACUCCUUCAAUACCUCAUUCCCUGUAAACGUGCACUCUUGUUGGCCUCCUGCGCUCCGGUCCACCGAAGCCACGCACUCCAAAAGGGAAUACAGUGCUUUUUGACCAGUGUGAUGGCUGCUGUUCAGCGUCGAGACACACCGACGAACACUGUAGAGUGACUGGAGUGUCGGCAUAGGAAGCGACCAGGAAUCAUUGUGCGCCAUUUUCCCUUCUCUCUUGCCAUAAAGCACCACCGAUAACACUCUUCCCAGCACGCUUGCGUCCAUCGGAGGGCCCAGACCACCACCUCGUUGCGUUUCCUUUUUUUUUAAUUUUUUUUUUACAGCUGUGGAAUUUGUAAGUGUUGUCACGGCCGUCAGUUUCCGGCACUUUGAAGAACUCAUCGAGUGAGGUGGAGGGAGGUGUGAGGCGGAACCUCCCCACCACCACGCUGCUCAUCUCCUCGUUUACCUGCUGUACGCUGUGGUCGGCAUCUCCAAAACAAGAUGGCUUCACGGAAACGAGCCGGCCUUUUGUCCAUCUCUCCCUGACGUGAUCUGUCAUCGUAUUUUAUCUCUUCUUCUUCUUCUGGCAGAAAAGGAGUGGGGGUGAGGGUGGGGGGAGGGAGGGAAUGAUCGAUUUUGUGCAAUUUUUUCAGGACCACACUACAUUCCAACCUUCCUUAAACACGGUUUUAGUAUACUUAUGGGUAUAGAUGAAUAUAAUUAUAUACAGUAUCUAUGUUUGUUAAUGUUUACAGGCAGAUUCUCUCACUUCAUCUCAGUGAGUGGUGUAUUAUGUUUGUUUGUUUAGGUGUUAAGCAUUACGCAGACCUCUUUGUGAAAAUAGUCCUAUUAAGGUGAAAUAUAAUGGUAUAUAGUGUAAUGGUAUGACAUUACAGAAGUACUUGUGAUUUUCAUAUUGCCAGUCUCACUCGCCAUUGUGUACAUACUUGGCUCAUAAUAUUGUAAAGUACUUAAAGAUCAGGAGGGACGGAGCCUUGCCUCUUUGGUUGUUCCUGGAAGAAGGAAAAAACGCUUUUUUAAACAACAAGACAGAUCCUUUUUAUUUUCCUUUUUGGAUAAACGUUCCGUUCUCACAUUUCCUCCGAGCAGUUACUGUUAUUUGUAUUGUAGAUGGAGGAGCCCAGCUUGUGAUCACUGGUGCUGUCUUAAAGUAUUGUUAACCAGCCUUAAGUUUGAUUCUGGCUGUAGCAACUACUGCCCAGAUGGAGUCCAUUUCAGUAACGCUGUGUACUGUGACCGCUUUAAUGCUCGUUUUCCUUUUUCUUUCCUUUGUAUUUUUGUUUUCUUCCGUUGGUUGUUUUGCCAAACUUUUCUGAAAAGCACUUUCACACGGCUUGUCGCUACACAAUUUAGCUAGGUCAUAUACAGAAAUGUAUAUUUAAAGAACAUAGGACAAGUGUUUCAAAAUGGAUACCUCUUCUUCUUGUAGUAACGUCGGGAUUUAAACUGUGUUUUUUGCUCUCUGUCAGAGACGUGGUGAGUGCUGGGCGUAGAUUUUUCUUUUUCGUUUUGAGGAAAGUGGCCUAAAAGCUGGGUUUUUUUUGUUGUUUUUUGGGCGGCACAAGUAGAAAUGACUGCCAGUCUGGCUUCAAACGAAAAAGUCCUCAGUGUCCUCGGGAGACGCUUCUUUCCACCUGGAGAUUCUCCUCAAGGCUGGGCUUUAUAUAAAGACAUGUCAGUAUAGCAACAGUCCAGUAUGAUGAUGUACAAAAUACAAACUCCUGUACAGUGUUUUUAAUCACUCAUCUGUCAAAUCCAAUUCUUUUGUAUUUAUUGCACCACAUUUUAUACCAGUUUCUUUUUCAAACACCAGUACAGUAACCUGUCUCCUCUCCACCACGGUGUAAGUGAAAUAGACUAUUUAAAAAAACAUGGGGAGUUUUACAUAUUAUAUCUGUAUCCAGUCAUUGCACAUGUUAGGUUUAUUUUUUUUGAAACUUUGGUGUAAUGAUUCCACAUUUGGUAACAGCUGCUGCUCAUCGACCUGUAUCGUGGCUCACUGUAAUCGUGAAGCAGUUCAAUAUUGGAAUGUGAAGUUUUCAGAGCAGGUUUUCUGUACAGUUUUAGCCUGGACUCAAGUGAUCAUCACAGGAGGAAGUGUUCCUGUCAUCAUGCCUCAGCCUUUUGCUUGUGAUUCCUCCUCGGUUACACAACUGCUUUUGUGUUUCUUCUCCUUCCCUGAAGUCUUUUUUUUUUUUCUUCUCAAGCCUCCCGCAGUGGUGGGUGUUUAAAGCCGAAGCCACAGGGUGAAACGGUGCCAAUGUUUCCAAACCAUUUCAGUUCAUUCACGGUCUCUUAGAAUGCAUGAAGUAGAUUCACUUUGUUGUCAGUUUAUUAGGCACAGAACUAAUGCAGUUUAUCACAGCAGUCCUGCAUUGAAUCCUUCCUUUUAAUAAGGUUAAUGUUCAGUUCUUGUUUGUAGGUAUUAGGUUGUUUGUGAAUGCAUUGUGUUAUAAUGACAGGUGUGUCUUUAACAGAGACACAGUUCAGCUACAAAACAAACAACGAAACAUUUGCUGCAGGAGUGUUUUAUUAGACUGCAUCAGUUUCAGCUCAGUUUUCUUAAUACAUUUAAUCAUGAAGCCAAAAGCCUUUCAAUUUAAAAAAAGAGGUGGAGCCAGUGAGAGCAGAACAUAAAAAAGCUGAAUUAAUCAGAACUUUUCAAUUAAAGUAAUAAUAAUAAAAAACAAUUAAAAUUACAUUUACUCCUUUACUCUCAUUGGAAAAUCCAGUCCACUCUUCAGUGUAUGUGCAUCGGUGGUUUCUUGUUACCCCAUCGCAAUUAUGUAAAGUGUUUAUUUGACAUCAAAACUAGUUCAUGUGUUGAAUUUAUCCAUCAGCAAAUUAAUUUAAAAACAUCCUGUAGUGUCCAAACUCUGCUCGUGUAUUGUUUCUGCACAGUGAAUGUCAAGCACUGAAGUCACAUUACAAUUAGCCAAACGGGUUUUUGAGAUAACAGAGAUUUCAUUAUGCCAAAUAUAUGCACAAAGACGGACCUUUAUUUGGAGAAAGAAUACAAGAAAAUUACUUUUUCCUGUGUCUUUCAUGCAUGUCUGUAUUUGUGCACAAAUUUAGCACAUUGUAUUUUCUGCGGCUUCUCUCCUUGUUUCUCUCUGUGAUCAUGAUUUGCUGAUUUCCUUGUGCAGCUAAGCCCAAUUUUCCAAAUCUUGCCAAACUUUUUUAUUAAUGAUUCAUUAUUCUUUACCAGAUAGGUGCAUAAUUUAGAGGUCUUUCACUUGCAUACUCGAAACUUGAAUUUUCUAUAUAUUUUUCUUUUAAUUUAUUGAUGUAUUAUUAUUUUUUAACACAGGAUUCAUAUACAGUCUGUGAUUAUCAGGGCGCAGGCAUCUUUGACAUGUUUGUGGCUUCAGAGGAAAAAGUCUGACUAAAUGAGUUGUCAUGACGAAAAACUGGUCUUAAAGUCUUUUUCAGCCCUUUUCUUUGUUCCUGCUUCCAACACCACACACUGGUUUAAUCCACUUCUCUCAUCAUUUGGAGAUUCUUUCAAUGCCUAGUUCUAGUGCUGAUGUUUGUUUAUGUCCUUUACUCGUUUUUUGUUUUCCAGUAUUGCACAGAGAUUCUGUAAAACCGAAUAGCCCUUACUUUUUAUUAUGUCUUUUUUUUGUUUGCACCUGCAGGUCGCAUGAUGAUCUUAGUUUGUGCCAGUUCGUCCUCUUCUGCCCCUCUCAGCUGAAACAGCAGCAGUAUUACAGAAGGCCUAAUUUAAGUGUCCCCAGCGUUUCAUUCACUUAAAAUACUAUCUGAUGUAUGUGUUUUGUUGGUUUACUCUCAGUAUCGUGCCCACAUUUUGAUUUUGAGAAGACAGCAUGCUUGUUCUCAUUUAAGUGACCCUUACAUUCGUCUGGGGAGUGUCCAGGAGUUUGCUAAUUAUAAUUUUUUUAAAUCUAAAACUAAAUUUAGUAUGUCAAAGGGUAUGUUUAUGUUGACUGUGACGUCUUUUUAGUUUUCGUGCAAUGUCGCCAACAGUCGAUGAGUUUCUAAUUGACAUGCUGUCAGAGGAGAACUAGUGUUGGAAUAAAUAAAUGAAUUCACCUUCAUUAGCACUCAUCUCUUUUUUCUCGUAGUAAAAUUGCUUACGGUAACUCUAACUGGGGUCAUAUCUAUCUCGUGGUGUUGCUUCAAGUAAAACGUGGAUGAACACAAAAUUACCAUGUUUAUUACUGUUCGACCUGUGUUACUGCAUUACUGCAUAUUGUCGAGGAACCUGUAAAUAGUUUGCAUUGAACUUGCAUAGAAUCAUGUUACUGUGGCGUGCUCUUUUUGCUUGUACAAUUCUGCUUCUAAAUGUGUGUGUGACUGUUGAGACGACACUCUUUUUGUACAUGACUGUCUUUUUAUUUGAGAAUAUUGAUUCUGUCCUUUUUCAUUUUAAAGUUGAGUUUGAAGAGUUCAGACAUGCCUGAAGUUUGACUUUAAUAAAGCUGUACUCGGUCUCAGUGAAA
Molecule: messenger RNA, 9556 nt
Organism: Hippoglossus stenolepis (Pacific halibut)
Lineage: Eukaryota; Metazoa; Chordata; Actinopteri; Pleuronectiformes; Pleuronectidae
Gene: nsd3
Product: nuclear receptor binding SET domain protein 3
Biological process (GO): regulation of DNA-templated transcription
Cellular component (GO): chromatin; nucleus
Molecular function (GO): histone H3K36 methyltransferase activity; protein binding
Source: RefSeq, a predicted model, not a curated record